AUGAGCCAACAAGUACCAACAGCUCUUCUACCUCACGAUUCCUACGUGGGAGAGAUCUAUCGCAUCAACAUCUCCUUCAUCUGCGUCAAUUCCGUAAUCAUCAUCAUUCGCUUGAUUGUCAGAGGCUUCGUCGUUGGACAUGUGGCCGUUGACGAUUACCUUAUGGUGGCGGCUGGCCUCUUCGCCGAUGCCUUUUCCGCCAUGGCGAUAGUUGGGAUACGAUAUGGCCUGGGGAGACAUAUCUAUGACCUUCCACAGGACUCCAGAUUUGUUGACAACACGAAGAACGUGAUUCAGACGUUGUGGACAUGUCAAAUCAUGUACGUCACAGCCUUGAUGCUGGUCAAGAUAUCCAUCGUGACAUCGUACAUUCGGGUUUUCCCGACUACCGUCUUUCGGAGAAUAAUGUAUGCUCUCGGUGUGGCCAUUAUUGCGGUCUGGAUCUGCAGUAUCCUCGUCACAAUCUUCCAAUGCCAUCCGGUCCGCGGUGCCUGGGACUUUACUCUCCCUAGAGACUGCUUGGAGAUCGUCUCGGCCUAUUACUUCACCACCGCUUUUUCAAUCUUUACCGACUUCCUGCUGUGUACCCUCCCGUUGCCCGUCUUUUUCAGGCUCAGACUUCCGGCGAGGCAAAAGUAUAUUGUGUCUCUACUGUUUGCUGUCGGCUUGUUCGCAACCGUGGCAUCGGCUCUACGCAUCAGCGUCCUCAAGAGUGUCAACAGCUUAGAUGUCACCAUGGGAUCAGUAUCCACAAUGAAGUGGUCGGUGGUUGAGGUUGGCACGGGUAUCGUCUGUGCAUGUAUACCCUGCCUGAAGCCACUUUUCAAGAAUCUAUUGCCAGACAAGACCUCCGCCAACAGGUCUGGUCCCCCAGCCGGAGGGCCUGGUAUGCAGACGCCCAGGCUGGGAACCGCACAUGAAGAGAGACACGAGCUCACCAAGCCCUCGGAAGGCUGGACGAACUUCAGUCGGCCGGCAACACUCACCCUGAAGCCAGGCCCGCUGGUGACGGCAAAGAAUUUUGUUUAA
Fonsecaea multimorphosa CBS 102226 is the source of this 1029-nucleotide messenger RNA. RefSeq lists its product as uncharacterized. The transcript is spliced from 3 exons. Bases 1 to 1029 code for a protein of 342 amino acids. The record is from RefSeq and is a predicted model, not a curated record. Lineage: Eukaryota; Fungi; Ascomycota; Eurotiomycetes; Chaetothyriales; Herpotrichiellaceae.